AUGCUUAAUGAUAAGGUGAUUCAUUUUUGCCAGCAACUUAUGUCACUUCAGUUAAAUAUUGAUGUUGGUCUGCAAGAUCCUAUUAAAGGACAAGUGUUAUCUUUCCAUAUCUAUCCAAGCACGCCAUUUGUCCAAAUUCUUCAUGAUGGAAAUCUUCACUGGCUAUGUGUGACCACAUAUGAUUGCAAACCAGGGGAGAUAUAUAUAUUUGACAGCCUUUUCCAUGGUUCCAUCAGCUUGCAGAUAAAAAGGCAAAUAUGCUCCAUUUUACAUUGUCAACAAAAAAAUCUUAUUUUCAAAGUUUUGCCAGUUCAACAGCAAACAAAUGGUGUGGAUUGUGGAAUUUAUGCCAUUGCAUGGGCUCGUCAGAUUCUUGAAACAAAAAGUAUACCAUCAACAAAUCUGAUGUUUGAUCAAAGUGAAAUGAGAAGUCAUCUCCUGAAAUGUAUAUCAAACAACAGGAUGGAGAUAUUUCCAGCCACUAAAAAUCCUUUUUUGUUUAAAAGAUGUAAUGCUAAGACUUUUCGCGUUCCACUGCAUUGCUCAUGUCGCAUGUUUUGGAUACCUGGAGACGAAGACAUAUUUAACAGGCAAAUGGCACAAUGCUGUGUUUGUAGUAAAUGGUUUCAUCGUGAUUGUGAACAAAUUCCACCAAGUGCCUAUGAAAAGGAAGACGAAAUUUGGAUUUGUCAUGAUUGCCAGAACCGAUCAAAAUAUUAUUAUGUACACACUUCUCAAAAAGAGCCUACUAUGCAACAUACCUACAAAUUUCUAUGCGUUAAAUGCGUUGCUGAUAAAGUAGUACCAACAAUGGUAUUGCACAAAACCAAUUUUACUUGAAAAAGUAAAAUUUGCAAAUCCUACCCAAUAUUCUAUAGCAGGUACCCGCUGCUUACUUAAACUGGUAUCCUCGCAAAGAAUUACAUGAUAUGUGUGUGAAUAAAAAAAAUGGACAUCCGGAACGCCGUGUAAAAACGUUUGCUAUGCUGUAUUUACGCUAUUGAUAGAACUUUAGCAUUUUUAUAAUCUGCUAUUAGUUUAGAAGUAACAAUUUUAGAUUAAAUUAUUUAACUGUUUUUCAGUCGAUAACCAAGAGGUCAUAAGUCCACAUUUAUGUUUUUCCAAUUUAUUAUCAAUAUAUAUUUAAUUUGAAUACUCAAUUUUCUCGGAAACAUAAUGAACAUACGA
This is a messenger RNA of Hydra vulgaris (swiftwater hydra), 1188 nucleotides long. NCBI's taxonomy places the organism in Eukaryota, Metazoa, Cnidaria, Hydrozoa, Anthoathecata, Hydridae. The record is from RefSeq and is a predicted model, not a curated record.